GGAACAGUCGCCUCAUUCACCAGAUCUAGGAGGCAGCACAUUCCUCUCUGUUGUGCUCAUUGGAAAGGCAUUUGUUUCCUUGUUGGCGUCCUGACAUUCCAAGAUAAAACCCGGGUCUUAACCCUUCCUGUGAUAUCUAAAACCUCUAAGAGGGUGACUCACCGGAACCGUAAACAAUGUAUAGAUUCUGAGGGCUGCUGGUGGUGCGUGGUGGGGAGGACGUAUGGAGCUCCUGUCCCUCUGACCAUGGUGGGAUCCCUUAAACAAGAUGGAAAACGUCCACCAGAAACACUGGAACCGGGGCAGAGGCCUCAGGAGCUGAGAGGAGCGCAGAGGCCGCUGAUGGCAAUGAUCCAAGAAAGGGGAACACAGCAACAGCAAGAGGGGAAAUCUUCCACGGGAAAGAGACAGCCCAAGCUCAGUGACCUGCACGAGACUGCAAGAGACUUCAGAGUACAACUGCAGCUAAUGAGACUGCAGACAGAGCCGAGACUACUCAAAGACAAGGAUGUUAAGAGACAGACUGAGUGUGAACAUACAGCAGAAAUCAGACAGCUGGAAUAUAGAAAGGGACGGUGUGAGGAAGAGCAUAUGUUACAUGUGAAGUUGCAUGACAUGCAGGACAUGUUAGAACAGAAGCAAAAGGAGCAUCAUGAGAUGUGCAAGAAGCUUCAAGAGAUGCAGCGUGAGGCGGAGGAGAUAAGUAGCCUUCAUGGCCAGCUGGGGGGGACGGAUUUGGAGAAGCACCGCGACCUUCUGGUGUUGGAGAAUGAACGUCUGAGGCAGGAGCUGCAGGGGCCACGGAGCCACCUGGACCGCGAGAAUCUCCAGGAGGUGGCGGCGCUGAGGGAGCGUCUACAACACAUGGAGCAGGAGGAAGGCGAGAAGAAGGCACUAAUUUGUGCUUUGCAAUGGGAAGUGCAGCAGAAAGCAGAGAGGCUUUCCGAGGCUGAGCUCCGAGUGAGGGACUCUGCACGUGAGAGGGUGGAAGAGGAGGAGAGGUUAAAUCGCAGAUUGCGGGAGUACCAGCGCUCUCAGCAGAUUAAGUAUGUAGUGAAGACAGUCGAGGUUGAGUCUGGCAAGAUGAAGGCUGCGGUGAGCCAGGCAGAGGCCAGGAGCCUCCAUCUCCAGGAACAGCUGGACAGACAAAACCAGGUCAUACAGGACAUGAAGAGGCAACUACAGCGUGAGCAACAGGAGGCCGCCAAGCUCCGAGCUCAGGUGGCACUGUAUGCUGAAGAGCUUGAUCGUGCCCAGGAGCAAAUGGUGCAGGAGUUCCGUUCCCUGCAGGAGGAGAAGGAGCUUGCAGUGUCUGAGGCAUUUGAGCGAGCCCAGGAGGAGAUGAGAGCUGUGCAUCAGAGUUUGGAUGGUGUCCGCCAGAAUCUCCUCAUGUUACAGCCAGCACUCCGCACUCUGACCCAUGACUACAAUACUCUAAAGAGACAGGUGCGAGACUUCCCGGGCCUGCUGUACGAGACCAUGCGAGAGGCUCGAGAUGAGUUCUCUCAAGUUGUGAAACACGUUCAAGACACAAACUCUGAGCUCCUGUCCAAAUACCGGCGAGAACUUUACCUGCGCAAAGAGUGUCACAACCAGUUGGUGCGACUACGAGGGAACAUCCGUGUACUUGCUCGGGUUCGGCCAAUCACAUCUGAGGAUGGGAUAGGCGCAGGGGCACAGAACGUCAUCACCUUUGACCAGGACAAUAAUGGGAUCCUGCACGUCAAACAGAAAGGAAAAAUGCAGACUUUUGAACUUGACAAAGUUUUCCCUCCUAGUACAACACAGGACGAGGUGUUUGAAGAGGUCUCUCCACUCAUCACCUCCUGUCUGGACGGGUACAACAUCUGUAUUCUGGCCUACGGACAAACGGGAUCUGGUAAAACAUACAGCAUGGAGGGCACCGUGGACAAUCCUGGCAUAAACCAGAGGGCUCUGCGCCUGCUGCUGUCAGAGGUGAGCGAACGAUCCAGCAGUUGGGAACAUCACCUGAGUGUCAGCAUGGCCGAAAUCUACAACGAGACACUAAGGGAUCUACUGGGCUCCGACUACCAUAGCUCUCUGGAUAUAAAGAUGGCUCCAGGGGGUGCUGGGGAGCUGUAUGUUCCAGGGUUGACACAGCGCAGUGUGAGGAACAUGUCGGACAUAAACAAGGUUCUGGAGCUUGGAUGGAAACAACGAGCCACAGAAUGCACAAACCUUAAUGCCCACAGCUCCCGCUCCCAUGCCCUCCUCAUCCUGACCGCCAAGGGACAUGAAACUAGCACUGGGAUCUGUACAACAGGAAAGCUGUAUCUGGUGGACUUGGCUGGAUCGGAGCGGGUGUCACGGUCAGGAGCGGCUGGGGAACGUUUGCGGGAGGCUCAGUGCAUCAACCGCUCUCUAUCUGCUCUGGGCGACGUCUUCUCAGCCCUGCGAUCUCAGCAGGCCCAUGUUCCAUACCGCAACUCCAAGCUCACAUACCUGCUUCAGGAAGCGCUGAGCCGAGAUGGGAAGGCUCUACUGCUCCUACAGGUGUCACCAGUGGAGCAGAAUGUAAAUGAGUCGCUCUGUUCCUUACGGUUCGGGGACAGAGUCCGAUCUGUGGAGUUGGGAAUUCCAAGCAGGAAAAUAGAGCAAGCAGGAGCCAUGGUCACAGAGAGUUCUGAGAGUGACAGCCCCUCCCCACGUGGCACAAGAACCACGUCUGUGCGUAAGAAGCUUCCGUCCUCAGUGCGGCAGCGGAUCGGACCCCCCUGACGACGGCGCCCCCGCUAUGAGCAGCUUAUAUAAGUAGCCGGUUACAUUAAGCUCUCGCCUGCUGCCUGUGGACAUGUCCAUUUGUAUUAUGAUGCUUUUCUAGAGUCCUUAUUACAGAGUAUUUUAUAAAG
Molecule: messenger RNA, 2870 nt
Organism: Bufo bufo (common toad)
Lineage: Eukaryota; Metazoa; Chordata; Amphibia; Anura; Bufonidae
Gene: KIFC3
Product: kinesin family member C3
Exons: 18
Coding region: 247-2739 (830 amino acids)
Biological process (GO): microtubule-based movement
Molecular function (GO): microtubule motor activity; microtubule binding; ATP binding
Source: RefSeq, a predicted model, not a curated record